Messenger RNA from Linum tenue, 1378 nucleotides. The record is from the annotation of a GenBank genome assembly. NCBI's taxonomy places the organism in Eukaryota, Viridiplantae, Streptophyta, Magnoliopsida, Malpighiales, Linaceae.
CGGUUCGUGAUUGAUAGAGAGAGAAACCAAACACCAAUCCAAGCUCCGCUAGCUUCUCUCUCGCUGCAUCGCAUCAGGAGCGAGAAAAGCUCGUGUUCUCCAUCGUCAGAUCUGCGGCGUUCUCUGUCUGAGAUUAAAUCGCCAAAAAAAAAAAAAAAAAAAUCGUUCCAACCAAUCAACCUCCUUCCCUCCCUUCCUGCGCGCUCAAAUACAAAAACCACCUUCCCUCUCUCCCUCCGCCCUCUCUCUCGCUCUACAGGGAGUGUGCUGCGGGAUGGCAGAUAAUCCAGGUAGUCCGGCAGGGGGGAGUCACGAGAGCGGGGGUGAGCACGAGCAGAGCCCUCACUCCGGGGUUAGGGAGCAGGACAGGUUCCUCCCUAUCGCCAACAUUAGCAGGAUCAUGAAGAAGGCAUUGCCUGCCAACGGCAAGAUCGCUAAGGACGCCAAGGAUACUGUCCAGGAAUGUGUAUCUGAGUUUAUCAGUUUCAUCACCAGCGACUACAAUCUUGUGUUUCAAGGUUCUAUUCUGGGAACUGUCAUGUCUGAAACCUGUGGGACUGUAACUUCUGCAUUUUUGUGUUUCAUUGCUAGAGUUAUUCAGAUAAGGGCGAGUGAUAAAUGUCAAAAGGAGAAGCGGAAGACAAUCAAUGGGGAUGAUUUGUUGUGGGCAAUGGCAACGUUAGGCUUCGAAGAUUACAUUGAGCCACUCAAGGCGUACCUUAAUAGGUACAGAGAGGGAGAUGCCAAAGGGCCUAUUAGGGGUGUAGAAGGAUCUGUCAAAAGGGAUCCAGUUGGUGGCAUGUCUGCUCAAAAUGCACAGCAUUAUCUGACUUGUUCCUUUCCUGUGGAACGCUCGUGACGGGUGAAUAUGACAGUAUGCUAUACAGGGGUCAUUGGACUACAUGAGUCAGCAGCGCUCUUGAUGAUGUGCAGUGACAAGUACAGCAUAUGAAAGUUCAUGCAAUGCAAGCCAACGAGUAGAGAGUGCGACGGUAUCUCAUAUUACCAAUGCAAAGUAUCCUAGGCUGGUAAAAAAAAAACUGUUUUGUUGUCGACACAUUGUAUCAAUCUGUGUCCUUAUAGUUCCUUUUGGUGCGUGAUUGAAAACAUUGUGGUGAUAUGAGUUUUUGGGAUUCUGGUUUUGAAUGUUAGUGUUGGGGGGUUGGUUUGAUUUGGUAAAUUAGUAUUUACUUGUGAGAAGUGAACCAGAUUUGAUGAUAGCUGGAGAUUAGUGCCUGUAAAUUUCGCUGUUCCUCCCCGUAUAUGGAUAGAACCAUUUGAAGAAAUCUGAAAAAGUUACGAGGUUUGAGCAGAUUAAUCCGAAUGCAUUGAUCAGUAUCCGAAUGCAUUGAUACCAUGUGAAUCGCUAGAAAUAUGU